Molecule: messenger RNA, 1520 nt
Organism: Phragmites australis (common reed)
Lineage: Eukaryota; Viridiplantae; Streptophyta; Magnoliopsida; Poales; Poaceae
Exons: 1
Coding region: 466-1170 (234 amino acids)
Source: RefSeq, a predicted model, not a curated record
CCACCCAAGAGAGAGAAGACGACGGACAAACCGACCAGAAUUAUUGUGCCACGCCACGUACCAGAAUCCACAGCAUCCGCCACCACCGUCCGUCCCCACGAAACCGUCCAAAACCAUCGAAUCCAGCCCAUAAACACCGUCCUCCGUCCCUGAUCCCCACGCGGAUCUCCCAAUUCCGCAGCCAACCUCCCACCGGCGGCCGCCGCCGAUGGAAUCCUAACACCAGAGACCACCCCCACCCCAGCCCAGCAGAUCCACCUCCAUGGAGACCGAGCGGACCCGGGAGCUCCUCCUCCUCACGCUCCGCGCGCCGCGCUCCCGCCUUGCCCUCGUGGGUGGCAACCACACCGCCGCCCGCUUCUGCACCCGCUAAGUUCGCCUCCUCCCUCCCCCUCCGCGCCGGCCUCCUCUUCCCCGCCGUUCCAAAGGGUAAAACUAAACGCUCUUGCUCAACCCACGCAAACGAUGCCAGGCGACAGCGUCGUGAUCCGGCUCCCCGACCCGCGCGCCCUCCGCGUGGUCGCGCGAUCCGUGCUCCUCGCCGUCGCGUUGCUCUCCCUGCCCUGGCUCCGCGCCGCCGAGGCGCCCGCCCGCCGCCGCGCCAGGGACGCGUGCGGCACCGCGGCGGCCCAGGCGGAGCUCCUGGUCCGCGACAUGCGGCGCGAAGGCCUACUAGCCCCCGGCGCGCGCGCCGUUGUCCUCGGCGCCGAUGGCGACUGCGGUGCUCCUGCCCCGAAGGAGGACGAGGUCAAUACCAUGCGACCCGUCUCGCUGCGGCGGAUGCUGAUGAUAGGGGACUCGUCACUGGACUUCUUGCUGGAUUUCGGGUUCUUCGACGAGGAGGGCGAUAGGUUCGCCUUCGCCGAUCGGGUGCUCAAGUAUGGCGGCAUCAUCGCAGCACCAAUUGGCUCAUUGAGCGUGUUCAGCUUGCCACAGAACUACCGCAUCAUCUACAUCAGUACGUUUGCUGAGACUGUUGUUGGGAUCAAGAAGAUUGCCCAUGCCGGCGACAACGGCAAUGCUAGCACCGGAAUGGAGUUGCCAUCACCAGGUACCACCGGAAUGGAGUUGCAGAAUCCAGGACUGCUUUCCGGUCAGCUAGCUGAGUCUGCCAACGGUGAAUUCAAGAACAUUGGGAGGAAGCUCUUACUGUCUGACAUCACUGAAUAGAUGAUCCAUCAGGAUCAGAGUGGAUUCUGCAGCUUUUAUGGAAUGCGAAGAAGCCGCAGCCUGCUAGAUAAGCUGCUCCAGGAGGGUAGGAGCAGCAGCAGCAGAGUUGCCUGCGGAGCAUUGAAACGAAUCCUGCCUUGGAACUGGGAAGGCUCAUGGCAUGAGCAUUCUUGUCGAUAGCAAGUCAGGAGAUGAUUUGUGCUUGCUAGUAUCUGGUUUCUUGUUUCUUAGCGCUCUCGUCAAGUUGUCACUUUGUCAGUCGUGUAAAUGGCUUGAUCGCGUGCUACCAGUUAGCUUUACUUGCUUGCGUGCACUUGAUAAUAAAUUGCUCAGGGUUCAUUUGUGCUAAA